Micropterus dolomieu (smallmouth bass) is the source of this 1277-nucleotide messenger RNA. RefSeq names its product overexpressed in colon carcinoma 1 protein homolog. The coding region runs from base 135 to 392 and encodes 85 amino acids. The transcript has 6 exons. The record is from RefSeq and is a predicted model, not a curated record. NCBI's taxonomy places the organism in Eukaryota, Metazoa, Chordata, Actinopteri, Centrarchiformes, Centrarchidae.
UUCAGUCUCUCCUCCUCACCCUCACUCAUUUCUUCGAACCUGUCACUCCUUCGGCUUAUGUUAUUCUUUGUUUCUUCUUUUCUCUCAUUCGUUUGUUCUUUCCUUCCUCUUCCUCUGAGCUUUUAUAGACUCCGAUGAGAGAGAUGGGAUGUGGAAAUUCCUCCCCUAACACCAACAACAACAGCAGCAGCAGCACUGCAGGUCCUGCUGAGUCUUCAUCAAAGGUUUCAGAAGAGUGUGUGCCAGAAGACGACAAAUGGCAGAACUAUGGAGGUGUGUAUGUGGGCUUUCCUGCAGACCUGAGCAACAUCCCUCAAGUACAGAUUGGAUCCCUCAGAGAGAGUGAGAGAGACUCAUCCCUCAGGAAGCCGCUGUGGGGGAACGGCCUCUAAUUUUUAAUGAAGAACCAGGUGCUACAGAAGAAUGAUAUGGCAGCAGGGAGUUUGUCGAGUGACGAGAAGAAGAAGAAGAAGAAAAAGAAGAAGAAGAAACCCUUCCGGCGCUCUUCAGGUCCUCACUUUUGUCAUCAGCAACCCAUUAAAUCUGAAAUGGGAAACAGCUGCACCCAGUGGAGCCAAUCUCCUCUCUCAGCGCUGCUUGUAUGGAAGCAGAUGUCAACCUAAAACAGGGCUGUUUACUAAGAUGAAGGCGUUUUGAUCCCUGCGUGAAGAACCAGGAGGCUGCAGAUUUUUAAUUCGUCUCUAGACUUCAUCAGAGGACUCCACAGGGUGCAUUUCACUUGGCCUUAUUGGCUGCAUGUUGUGUAACUGCUUAAGGAAGUGUCAGCAGCAGGUGAAUCUAUAUCAGCUUAUUAACACAAAAAAUGGCAGAGACGCUGUGCUUGCUUGUCGAGGGUGAGAAAUGCUAAUUUAAGGUUUGAAUAUCAAGCAGGAGUACAUAUAAAACAUAUAAAAAGGAGGCAUCUGGUGAUAUUGAGUCAAAAAAUCCCAUAAAAAGACCAAAAACCAACAAUGAAUUGGCCAUGUAUUGUUUGUCUAUCCAAAACUAUUAAAAACACAUCAAUGGCUGGGUGCACUGGGUGACAUAUUCUUUCAUGACCAUGAACACACAUUAUUUUGACUCAAUCCCACAACACCGUCCUGCUGUCCCAAAUACCUUUAAGAAUGAAAGUAUAUAUUUAUGAGUUGUUUUUAAAGAUUUGUAUCUUUAGCAGGAACCAGUGGUCUUGGUGCCUAGUUAAGGAAGUAAUUUCAUUGUUUGUUGUGAUCUUUUAACAGGAUUUGUUGACAAUAAUAAAUCUUAUAAACGCUCUUAAA